AUGACUUUCGUUGAUGUUAGCAAUCCGGAUAUAACUGCUCAUUUGAAGUUGGGUGUAAGCCUCAAGGACACCCAUGGUUCUGCAGUUCUCGACCUCUCCUUCGAGGCUGGUGGCUGUGCCGUCGUCUUCCAACUCGGCGAUGGCUUCAGUCUCUCUAUAAACGUGUGCAUCACUGGUAAGGCAUCAGGCGAAAACCUGUUGCAGCCCGACAAGCGCACGUUCUCUGGCUCGAUCGAGCUGAAGGUUAGUUUCAACGUUAAUGUGCCAGUCGUUGGUAGCAUUAUCAAUUGGGCUAUCACAGCUAAAUUAGGCGUUACUGCUAAACCCAAGAACGAGAUUACUGCUUAUGGCAGUAUCGGAACCAGCGUCUCUUUGUACUUUGCUGGUGCUGGUGUGUCGAUCGAUAUCAAGGGCCACUCCGUGGAUCACUUGGCUAAUAAAUGGGAGUUUGUCUCUGGUGUAAACUUCAACGCCUGGGUGAAGGUCUUCUUCUGGGGUAAAUCUUGGAACCAUCGUUGGGAGAUCUGGCACGCCGGUCCCGUAACCUUUUAAGUACAUUCUGAUACUGUAUAUUGUCCAACUUUACCGGGAUCAAACCCAAGGUUGAUAUCGGGCAGUCCCUCCCUAUCACAGUGUAAAUAUUCAUAUUUCAUUCUCUUCUACUUUCCUUUGCCUCAGUGAAGGCGUAUCGCUUAAUAUUUAGUUACUAGAUCGCUACUAAAUUUCGGUAGCGAUUUUGGUGACCAUAAUAUGGUUCGGCAUAAUCUCAAUGUCAUGGAAUGUCGUACCGGUGUGAUGGUGGUUUUCAGUGGUCUGUGUAAUGGUUAUGUUUUAUUGAUGGUGGUUUUCAGUGGUCUGUGUAAUGGUUAUGUUUUAUUGAUGGUGGUUUUCAGUGGUCUGUGU
Messenger RNA from Perkinsus marinus ATCC 50983, 903 nucleotides. RefSeq lists its product as hypothetical. Bases 1 to 552 code for a protein of 183 amino acids. The transcript has a single exon. The record is from RefSeq and is a predicted model, not a curated record. Lineage: Eukaryota; Perkinsozoa; Perkinsida; Perkinsidae.